UUGUUAGUCUUCUCGUGGCGUUCGAGAAUUUGCGUGAUUUUGUGAAUCGCAGAUCUGCAGACGGUAAAUUUUGGAGAUGGAUAUCUUUGGAAUUAACGUUUCUCUGUUAAACGCAAUAACUGUUGUGUUAACAGUAGUCGUACUUUUAGCUUCAACUGUUUACACGUUUCGAAACAUCAUGCGGAUAUGGAGGAAAGGUCAACCCAAUCCAAUAACGGACGACGACACAAAGAUGCAAGGAGAGGACGACGUCGCCUCUCCAGCACCAGCAGCAGCUCGGACCGAUGGCAUCAGCGAUAAUCCAGUGUCGACAACAGGAGCGGUUAACCUGGAUGACAUAGAUCCUGUGGAGUACUGUGAACAUAUUCAGAGUGAAGUGAAGAAAGCCAAACAACGAGUUACUACCAAGAAGAUUGUAGAGGAACUUACACCUGAGCAGGUUCAAAAUGAACGCGAGAUUCAGCACCAGCAACUUCAAAACAUCUUUAGACUGAUGCAGACUCAGAGUGAUAAGUUCGGUGUCAAUAGCAUUGAUGAAGUCCAACAACAGAUGAAGUUAUAUGCCUAAGAAGACGUGGUAAAGAUGUCUGAAUGAAGAAAUGCCAGACUUGAAGUUUAUAACUAGUUCAUUUGUAUUCAAAUAUCUCAGUUAGUUUUUCAAUAUUAUUGUUAUUCUUUGUUUGGAUUUUAAACAUACCGUCCUUAGGUGUUGAUUACUGUCAGAAAAUAUUACAUGUAUGUUUUGUACAUACAGUUUUUAUUCCUUGCAAUUUUAUUCAAUUAUUUAAUGAUGUACAGGAAUCGAUAUUUAAGAAAAGAGAAAUGACCAAUAUUCAGAUGUACCGAAUCCUUGCAAUAUAUGUCAGGUCAGAUGUUUGCCUGACAUGGACAGUAAUUGAACCAUGUGAUACAACAGUGUGAUAUUCAGCUUGUUACCAUGGAGAUUAAAUUUGUAUAAAUGCAGUAUCUUCAUUUUGUAUCAAAAGCAUUGCAUCAUGUGGCCCGUUUGAAAAUUUAAUCAUAAUUUUCCAAGAAAUAAAUGACAAGUUAAUUAACUUAUAAUAAAGCCAAGGUAAUUUAGAAUGAAUCCUUUUAAACAUAUAAAAACAUAUUUUAAAAACCUGUAUUUUCAUUUAGCUGCUUCCUACUGUAUGAACAAGUAUUAGAAGAAAUACAUUUGUUUUGACUAUGAACAUAAUGAAAUCUUGAUGCAAAAGAUUGUCCUGCAUUACAUAUAGAGAUAAUCGCAAGAAGCAAAUUUAAGGUGGGGGUAAUGCUGCUCCAGGAGUAACUUGUUCACAUCACUAUGUAGCCAGUUGCUUUGGCAGUUCUAAAUUUUCACCUUAAUACUGCAAUUAUUAGAGAAUACUUGUACUUGCAGUUAGAUGAAUAAUUUGUCCCCAACUGGUACAACUGGUGGGGACUAUAGGUUUUCAUUUUGUCUGUCAGGCAGUCAGGCAAUCAGUCACAUUGUCUGGGGCAUAUAUCCCAUUCAUUCGGCAUUGAUAAAGAAAGCUAUCACCAUGCAUGAUUAUCAGAUAAAAAUUAUGUAAAUGUCUUUAAUUGAUAAUCUGUGUCCAAAAGAUUAUAUCAAUAUGUAGAUUGUGUUAAUACUAUUUCAAAGAAUUUACCAAAACUUAUUCCACAUUGUUGUAUGUACAUGUAUCUUAGGUGCAGAGUGUCAUGUUCCGAACUUGCAAAUUGUGCUCCAUUAUGGUUAGUUUUUGUCCUUUGUUUAGAAUUCAAUUGAUACCAAUUAAGUGAGUCCAGAGCAUAACUUAAUGUUCAACCCACGUCCACCAAACUUUCUAUUCUGAUCUGUAUCUCAAAAAGACAGGGUAUUGCAAUUUAUUUUAAAUAUGGUCUUGAGCCCAACUACAUACAUAAUUAUGCUCCUUUGUUCCUUUUGAAUACUAAAGUUUGUCCAUUAUUUUUCAUCUACUUUCACUUAUGUAGGAAUGGAAAGACAAAGUUUAACUUCUGCUCCUCCUAAACCUACAAAAUGAUGGACUUUUUUUCUCUCUCCCACCUGUCGUCUUAACUAAAACUUUUGUAAAACAUGAUAAAGACACUGCAAAUGUAACACUAGAUACACAAACUAGUGUUUCCCAUAUUUGGAAAAAUGUAUGGUAAAUCAUACCUAAAUUACAAAGAUUUGUGCAAAACUUUUCGGGCAAGCAUGUGCGAAUAGCUCUAUGUGGCAAGAUUGUCAUAGUCUGUCAAAUGACGUUUUGCCAGGCUUUCAAUUGUAACGUCAUUAGAUGGUACCGUUAUCUGAUUGUGAUGUCAUGAUAAAGGUAUAAUACAAGUAUCCCAUGUGAGUGUUUGGUAUUGGACUCGUGUAUUUUACAUCUGAAGAGGCACUCUUCUCAGCUAGCUUUUAAAACAAGCUGUUGUUUUAAAGGAGUAGUCGGUUGAAUGUUCACAUGCUGUAGUUUUGUCCUAUACAAAUUCUAAAUAAUACCAGGUUCAAAGUGGAUGAAGAGCAGGCUACUUUUGCCGACAACCCACUUUUUAUGAGAACACCGAGAGGUUGGGGAAAAAUAAGGUUGCACUAGUACCGAGUUCAUGUCAUUAUUAACAUGUAAUGAACUUAAAAUAUUUUUUACAAUUAUGAAAUGAAUUUUAUCAUGUAUUUAAAAUCACUCUUAUUAGCCCAGAUGAAAGCAAGUAAUCAUGUUUUCUGUGUAUAUUAAUACAUCUGGUGAAUUAUUACGAAUUUAAAUAUGUUAUAAAGUUGGAUUUACAAGUUGCCUUACAUUUAAUAGAAGAAAAAAAAUAUUCACCAUUUGCAAACACAUCAUUUAUAGAUGUACAACUUUCCAAAAUAUUUGGUAAACAAUAAAAAAAUUCAUAGAAGAAAUCACUUUAUAAUUAUUGGUCCGAUUGCUUGAACAACAGAUUUAGUGAAGAACUACAGCUGGCCAUCAAUGUCAUUCAUCAUCCUUCAUGUCAUAGAUUAAUAUAUUCUUAUACAUGUAUUUAUGAAUACCUGUACAUAAAAGUGUUUAAAUGCAACUGGCAAUAGUGUUAUAUAAUAACUAUGUAUAUAAAGCAAAGAUAUACCUGUACCAGUGAAGAUUUGACUUCUGUUUAUAUAUAUAUGCUACAAAACAUGCCUCGGUAAUAAAACUUGUAUAUUGUUUAGUAGUAAUAGUAUGGUAUGAAAUCAAGUUAAUUUUUAGGAUUUAGUGUUAAAUCUUGUGGAGUUGACAUCUCAAUAUAAUGUUGUUACUGUGUUUUUAUAGAUAAAUAAAAAGUUGAGUUCAAA
This is a messenger RNA of Mizuhopecten yessoensis (Yesso scallop), 3271 nucleotides long. RefSeq lists its product as uncharacterized. NCBI's taxonomy places the organism in Eukaryota, Metazoa, Mollusca, Bivalvia, Pectinida, Pectinidae. The transcript has 2 exons. The record is from RefSeq and is a predicted model, not a curated record. Bases 77 to 568 code for a protein of 163 amino acids.